This is a messenger RNA of Linum tenue, 249 nucleotides long. NCBI's taxonomy places the organism in Eukaryota, Viridiplantae, Streptophyta, Magnoliopsida, Malpighiales, Linaceae. The record is from the annotation of a GenBank genome assembly.
CUGCAGCAGCGACCCGCCGCCACCAUUUCUUCUUCUUCGCAGCAGAGACCCAGACCCUCACCCUCGCGCACUUCCCUUCCCUCGCCAACGCCCUUCCCUCCGCCACCUUCCCGCUUCCCCGCCGACGGCCCCGCUUCCCCGCUGCCACCUUCCCGCUGCCCUGCCGACAGCCCCGCAGACCUAGUCUCCCUCUCCCUUCCCUCGGCUCGGCGACUUGGAGUUGGAGAUUUGAUUUUCAGAGUUGGUUAG